GGGGGCAACGGCACAAAGCAUUCAGUUGUUAUAACCAUGCUAAUGUUAUGAUAUGUGACUUGAAUUUGAUAUUACAAUUUUUUUAAUUUAACAAUUAAAUAUUCAAUAAGGAAUAGAUUUCUGUCAACGCCUUGUUAACAUAUAUUAAGUGCUAGUUGGAGUUAGCUAUACACUUAAAUGGUGAGCUAGUUAAAGUUUAGCUAUGCAUAGGUUUGGUUAUGACCUUUAACUCCUCAAGAUGUAUUGAUAAAGUUAGACAUACUUCCAAUUUGUGUAAUAUAAUUACAUUUUUCAAAGUGCAAUUCGAUAUUAUUGAACUGUCAACCACUGCAGAACGUCUCAAUAACGAGCUUGUGAUCUUGCCCUCAAUCCCCGCAAGAAGUACGCCCCUGUGGCAGGUAACCAAGCAUCAGACCCAGACACACGCGACACUCGAUUGCCAUUAGCGUCCAAUCCAGUCAUCAAAUGUGCCGGCUAUAGCCGGAGUAUAUCUCUCAAUCUGUCUAUAUAUAUUGCCACCACUGCGAGCCGCAGGCCGGUGGACAAUUAACGUGGUCAAUCGGCGUGAAAACCAUGUCGAAGUCAUCAUGGAUGCGACGAGUCGGGCGCUUGGAUCAGUUCAACCGAAGCCCCAGAUCGGUGAGGUCGCAAGUUUCCCACAUUCGAGUCCUACUAUCUUAACCAGCUCAGAAUGCUCAUUAAACUGAUACUCGCGUUGGUAAUUGGCUAUGGCGGCAUUUUUGCGCCUGGCAGUGCACAAAAUCUGUUGGAUCGACUGCGUCCGGUGAAUAUGACCCGCUUCGAUGACGGCAUUAAGGUGGUGUCCGGCACCAAAGUGAAGCGGUACGAACGGCUGACGGUUCCGCUGGGAGGUCCUGUGGGCAUUCCAGGACCAGCUGGACUUUUGGGACCUCUACUGCCACCACAGCCAUCGUAUUUGGGUUACACCUAUCAGUUGGUGCCUCAGUGGCAGGCGGGUUCCAAACUGGUGGGCGAUGGGGAAGGAGCGGGCGUGGCCGGAAUGGUGUCCUUUGUACAGCUACCCUACAACUCGGACAUUAGGGUGACGAUCAAUGUGACUGGAUUGCCGCCCGGCAAACAUGCCCUGCACAUUCACACCUUCGGAGAUCUCAGCGAUGGUUGCAAGUCCACUGGCGGGCAGUUUCCCAAUAACUUUCUCGGUAAUGUGGACACCAAGGAUGAUGGCAGCAUCUCGGCGGUGUUCCAGAGCAUUUACCUGCAAUUGUUUGGCAUCAAUGGCAUCGUUGGACGGUCCAUAGUGAUACACAGCAAGGCCAUCGAUCUGAAUACCGCUCUAAAUGCAGAGGUCUUCUCCUCCUCCCUUCAGGCGAUGCCAAAUCCGCUGGCCUAUCAGAACGAGGAGAACUCACUGGGUGCUGCCAUCGCCUGUGGGGUAAUUAGUCUUAUGAGCACAGCAGCCAGUGCGUCAGGUAUGACAACAGCUGCCCCAGCAGCACCUGCAAUGGAAAACCCAGAGAUUUAACUUGUAUUCAUAUGCACUCUCUUAAUAAAUAAUUUGUAGUUACUCAAUUGAGGAUUUGAUCAGCGCCCGUGAUCAGUGUCCAAA
Molecule: messenger RNA, 1588 nt
Organism: Drosophila yakuba
Lineage: Eukaryota; Metazoa; Arthropoda; Insecta; Diptera; Drosophilidae
Product: superoxide dismutase [Cu-Zn], chloroplastic
Exons: 3
Coding region: 692-1504 (270 amino acids)
Biological process (GO): removal of superoxide radicals
Molecular function (GO): copper ion binding; superoxide dismutase activity
Source: RefSeq, a predicted model, not a curated record